Molecule: messenger RNA, 1018 nt
Organism: Peromyscus eremicus (cactus mouse)
Lineage: Eukaryota; Metazoa; Chordata; Mammalia; Rodentia; Cricetidae
Gene: Hmgb2
Product: high mobility group box 2
Exons: 4
Coding region: 20-649 (209 amino acids)
Biological process (GO): regulation of transcription by RNA polymerase II
Cellular component (GO): nucleus
Molecular function (GO): DNA binding, bending
Source: RefSeq, a predicted model, not a curated record
CGCCGCCGCCGCCGUCAGCAUGGGCAAGGGAGACCCCAACAAGCCGCGGGGCAAGAUGUCCUCGUACGCCUUCUUCGUGCAGACGUGCCGGGAGGAGCACAAGAAGAAGCACCCGGACUCGUCGGUCAACUUCGCCGAGUUCUCCAAGAAGUGCUCGGAGAGAUGGAAGACCAUGUCCGCAAAGGAAAAGUCGAAGUUCGAAGAUUUGGCCAAGAGCGACAAAGCUCGUUAUGACAGGGAGAUGAAGAAUUAUGUUCCUCCCAAAGGUGAUAAGAAAGGAAAGAAAAAGGAUCCUAAUGCUCCAAAAAGACCGCCGUCUGCCUUCUUCCUGUUUUGCUCUGAACAUCGUCCAAAGAUCAAAAGUGAACACCCAGGCCUGUCUAUUGGAGAUACUGCAAAAAAAUUGGGUGAGAUGUGGUCUGAACAGUCUGCCAAAGAUAAACAACCCUAUGAGCAGAAAGCAGCUAAACUAAAGGAGAAGUAUGAAAAGGAUAUUGCUGCAUACCGUGCCAAGGGCAAAAGUGAAGCAGGAAAGAAGGGUCCUGGUAGGCCAACAGGCUCAAAGAAGAAGAAUGAACCAGAAGAUGAGGAAGAAGAGGAGGAGGAGGAAGACGAAGAUGAUGAGGAGGAGGAUGAAGAUGAAGAAUAAACGGCUGUCCUAAAAUGUGUGGCGUGUAUGUGCUCAGGCAAUUAUUUUGCUAAGAAUGUGAAAUUCAAGUGCAGCUCAACAUUAGCUUCAGUAUAAAAACUGUACAGAUUUUUGUAUAGCUGAUGAGAUUCUUUGUAGAGAAAAUACUUUUUUUAAAAAAAAGGAGUUUGUAGCUUUUUCAGGGGCUACAACGUACAGUUAGAUUUAAAGCUUUUGGUGUUGAAUGUUCCUAAAUAUUUAAUGGUUUCUUUAAUUUCUUAUAGUAGCACAGCAAACUUAAUAGGAAUUUGUAUUACCAGUAAAUUUUUUUUUUUAGGAUGUUGCAUUUUGUUUUUUUAAAAAAUUUGUAAUAAAAUAAUGUAUAUUGCA